Drosophila busckii is the source of this 3760-nucleotide messenger RNA. RefSeq names its product collagen alpha-1(I) chain. The transcript has 10 exons. The record is from RefSeq and is a predicted model, not a curated record. The coding region runs from base 86 to 3400 and encodes 1104 amino acids. Lineage: Eukaryota; Metazoa; Arthropoda; Insecta; Diptera; Drosophilidae.
GAAUUUGGAGAACUAGCAUCAAAUAAUAAAAGAUUUAAAUAUUUACUGGCGUUGCUUGUGUCAAUUUAAAAACGUUCGUUGCAAAAUGACGCGUGCAGCUUUAUGCAUGGUCGUCGCUUGCAUUUUAAUGCAAUGCGCUUACUCUGCCAAAUAUGAUGCAGAGAAUCGUCGCUUGAUCGUCGAUAUCAAUGAUCAAAAGACAACGAACCAACAAUAUUAUUCCUCAAACUUUGACACAAACGCCUAUCGCUAUGGCUACGAUGUCGGUAAGACUGGCAACUUCCAUCACGAGACGCGUGGUCCUGAUGGAGUUACCUAUGGCUGUUACGGUCUCAUCGAUCCUUAUCAUCUGCUCCGUGCAACACAUUACGUCGCCGAUGUGCAUGGUUAUCGCACAGUUGAGCCCGAGAAGCCAGUAGAGACUUUCCCACCGGGUCUCUACACCGAAACAAAUGGCGGCCCAUCUAAACCGGGCAUACUGCUGCAGUGGAGCGAACUCUAUUUCCCUAUUGGGUGUGGCAAGUUCGAGGGUGGCGCCAUACACGAUAUUCCCUAUUUUAUAGUGGAUGAUCACAAGAAAGGGGUAGGCACUUCGGGCUCCUCUCAUUUCACAAACACAGUGCUCAAGGGUGAGGACCAGAAGAGUUUGCCCAUAGCACAGAAGGGUCUGUUUAACACAGGCGAGGGACACAAGGAUCAAGGACCCGGCGUUCAGGCGCCAUCCUUCCAUUCAGUGGCCGCCCUACCACCAAGCGGAGCCGCCGGCAAUAACGGACAGUACGUGUCAGAUCCGAAUCCGUACAAGCAUGUUACGGGUGCUCAGGGCAAUUUCGGCCCCAAUGGCGGACCAAAUGGUCCUAAUGGUGGCUUUGGCCCCAAUGGUGGUCCAAACGGUCCAAAUGGUGGAUUUGGUCCUAACGGCGGACCAAAUGGUCCAAAUGGUGGUUUUGGACUAAACGGAGGAUUUGGACCAAACGGUCCUGCAGGACCAAAUGGCCCUAACGGCCGACCGGGACCAAAUGGCCCCAACGGCCCAGCUGGACCAAAUGGUCCUAACGGGCCUCCUGGACCUAAGGGACCUCCUGGACCCCCAGGACCUGUAGGACCAGACGGCGCGGGACAUGGAGCCUCAGGAAAACCGGUAUAUAGGGAUGGUGAUCGCACUGGAAACGGUGCUGGCAACAAUUAUAGCAAUGGCGAUCGGUAUAGUACAGGCGCCGGUGGCGGUGCUGCUGAUGGUGGUAGAUACCGUCCCGGCGCCGGAGGCGGAGCCGGCGGAGGUGAUCGUUACCAAACCGGCACGGGUGGCGGCCCUGGAGCCGGUAAUCGUUAUCAGACCGGCACAGGUGGCGCUCCCGGAGCUGGCGAUCGUUAUCAAACUGGCGCGGGUGGCGCACCCGGAGCUGGUGAUCGUUAUCAAACUGGCACGGGUGGCGCACCCGGAGCUGGCGGUCGUUAUCAAACUGGCACUGGUAGCGGUCCAGGUGCCUAUUCCACUGGUUCAGGUUCUGGCCCCAAUGCAUAUGGCACUGGAGCCGGAGCCGGAGCCAACGAUGGUGGUGCCUAUCGUCCUGGAAAGGGCAAGGGUAAUGGCCCUACCGGUUCAGGUCAUGGUAACAAUAAUGCUCCGGGACAUGGCGGCCAUGUCGGUGGGGGUGAUCACUCCGGUGCUCCGUCUGGUAAUAAUGGCGCUUAUACAGAAGUUUAUACGCACACAAAUACCGGUUUUCCUGGGGCCAGCAAAUACGAAUCAGGCCGCGGUAAGAAUCAAUAUAAUGGACGUUAUACUGCUGAGUCUACCAAUGGUAAAUACUAUCAUGAUAAUUCUGGCAAAUAUGUGCACAUUGAAGGCCCCACUGGACCACCAGCGCCACCAUAUGUCCAUAUUGUUGGUCCUGAGGGCGGCUAUGGCGGUGAAGGAGACGGCGGCGGUGUCGGACCAGGCGGCCCCAAUGGCCCUGGCGGACCAAAUGGACCCAAUGGACCAAACGGACCCCCCGGCCCACCCGGACCACCUGGCCCACCCGGACCACCUGGACCUGAUGGACCCACUCGCCCUGGACCUCCAGGCCCACCCGGACCAAAGGGACCCGAAAUUGACCGCGGAAACGACCAAUUAGGCCCACCUGGACCUCCCGGCCCACCCGGACCCGAUCGUCCCGGACCCCCCGGCCCACCUGGACCAUUCCCAACUGAUCCUCGCCAUUCGGACAAGGAGACACCUGGCUACCUGCCACCAGUCAAGAAGGGUAACAAUAAGCCACCACCAUCUCAAGUCAUUGAAUUCGAGCCACCAACUUUCAAGCCAAAUUAUGAAACUCAUGAUAAUUACGUGCCGAAGAAAGUUACUACUAAGCCACCACUAACCUAUAUUCCUCCUUCUUUCCCCACUCCCGCUCCUGUUCCCACCACAAAGGUCCCGGUUAUCACUACUAGGCCAACCGUACGUCGCAUUACCACUCCAGUACCAACGGGUAAUAUACAUAUCCCUAAGACAACACAACCGCCACCACUCAUUAUUAGCACUACGACAUACAGACCACCACUUCCACCAACUACGACAUACAGACCACCGACCAUUGUAGAGACUCCCAAAAAAGUUAUAACCCAUACAUCUCCCCCCAGAGACACUUGCGUUUGCGACAAUGCGCACUCAUCAAAAACAACCUUUACCUCCUCCACCACAAAUACCUAUCCCAAUCCGGCCUCAAUCGACUUUAACAAACAAUUCACCGGCUUCAAUGGAAACACGAAUUUCGGCAGCAUAAUGAGCGCCAUGUCCCUAACCCAACUGCCCGCCAUACCACAACGGCCUGGCCAACCGGCCUUCUAUCCACCAGACAAGAUUCCAAAGGGCGCUAUCGUCGCCUUUAUGCCGGUGGUCCUAUUGCCAGAAGAGUUCUAUGCCAAUUGCAAUGAGAAUAUCGCUGAGAAAUUUCAGGGUGUGCAACCAUCUUUCAGUUUGCACUCAGUCUUCACGGGCGGCGCACCCAAGGAUCAAUGCAUGUGCCCUUGCUCCUGCACCCAAAACAAAUUGCACAAACGUGAGACAAACCCCGAUGAUGCUGUAGAAGCUAAGCCUGUUAAGGUAGAGGAAGAUCUGGUAGCGGAAGCUGAUACCGUUGUUGAAGUUAAGGUGGCAGCACCAGUCGCAGCUUCAGAGGAAAUCAAAGCUGAAGCCACAUCUUCUUUUGAGGAGGGAGUGGAUACACCAGCAACUCCAUUAGAAGUACCAGAAGCUGCUGCAUCUACUCCAGUUGAAGUUAAAGUAGCAGCUCCUGAAGUUAAGGUUGACGUAGUACCCGUUGCUGACGCCGCCACACCAGCUGAAGUUAAAGUGGAAGCUCCCUUAGUGCUCUCCGCUGUGACCGCUGAAGCUGCUCCUGCGACCACGAACUAGACGAAUGAACUUUGACUACGAAACUUCCUAAUCCCAGUUCCCGAUCCCUGCACCACCAACAACCUCAGCACAAUUCCUUACAGUCCGCCGCUCCUGCAACUAAUCCCAGCUUAAAGAGCUUAAGCUAAGAAUACUCUAUCACUUUCUCUUAGACCAGGCAAAAGGGCACAUGAAAAAAUGUUAAGAAAAAUGUUAAAAGUGCCUGAAAGUAUGUGUUCAUUUAAUUCUCAAAUAUUGCACUUAGUCUCUGUUAACUUUGCUUUCUAACUUCAAACGUUAAAUUUUGUGGCAGAAAAAAAAUAGGAAACAAUGGAAGAAAUUGUUUUGUGACAUGUUGUUUAUUAUGCAUUUUUGUAAUUC